AUGCACGAAGAUCAAGGGAAUCAACAUCAACAACAUCUCCCUGUGGCUACUUUUGACUGGCAGAAGUUCAUCUGGCGUGAAACGACAUCACCGAAACUGAAAAUCUUCCUGUGGAGGUUGUGUCGGGGAGCUCUCCCACUCGGGGCAAACCUUCGUUGUCGGGGAAUCAACACGCCGGGCCUCUGCCCUCACUGUAACGAGGAUGAAACGGCGCUGCACCUGUUUUUGCUAUGUCCUUUUGCGGCUCAGGUGUGGGAAAGAGCCCCUUACGUUACCCAGCCUAACUUCUCUGAUGCGGAAACACUCCAUGAUGCCUUUCUGCUCAUGUCGACAAUGGUGAGUCUCCCGCCCACAGGGGUGUCAACGUGCCUCACCUCCUGGCUUCUGUGGAAUAUAUGGACUGCUCGGAACUUGCUAGUCUUCGAAAACAGACAGAUCCCGGCGACUACCGUGGUUUCCAAGGCAUGCUCUUCUGGUCGUGAAUGGUUACAGGCACAGGUGCCGACAUCCACACAAUUGUGA
Brassica oleracea var. oleracea is the source of this 522-nucleotide messenger RNA. RefSeq lists its product as uncharacterized. The transcript has a single exon. The record is from RefSeq and is a predicted model, not a curated record. The coding region runs from base 1 to 522 and encodes 173 amino acids. NCBI's taxonomy places the organism in Eukaryota, Viridiplantae, Streptophyta, Magnoliopsida, Brassicales, Brassicaceae.